AUGUUGACGCGUCAGAGUGUGCGGCAGUCGCGUUCUGCCGUCCUUGCCAUAAUCAGAGCUAGACAGAGUAGUACCCAGCCUCCAGACCCAAACAUAAAGCCUUUGGAGUCCAUCUUGAUUGCAAAUCGAGGAGAAAUCGCUAUACGUGUCAACAAGACAGCUGCAAGGCAUGGUAUUACGACUACAACCCUCUAUACAGAUCCAGAUGCGGCUUCUCAGCACGCUUACUCUUCUUCAAGAUCAUACAACCUAGGCCAAACAUCCGAAUACCUGAAUCAAGCCAAAAUCCUAGCUCUUGCUAAAGACCAUGGAUGUCAAGCUAUACAUCCAGGCUACGGCUUCUUGUCAGAGAAUGCUGACUUUGCAAGAAAAUGUGCAGAGGCUGGCAUUACCUUCAUCGGACCUCCGCCUAGUGCCAUCGACGAUAUGGGCGAUAAAGCUCGAAGCAAGGAGAUCAUGAACGCUGCAGGUGUGCCAUGUGUUCCAGGCUACCAUGGAUCUGACCAAGCUCCUCAGAGACUCGCGAAGGAGGCUGAGGCGAUAGGGUUUCCUGUCCUCAUCAAAGCUGUUCGUGGUGGAGGUGGAAAGGGUAUGAGGAUAGUACAAUCUGCAGACGCAUUCUCAGAUAUGCUGGAUAGCGCCCGUCGGGAGGCGAUGAACUCCUUUGGCAACGAUGAGGUUCUAGUCGAGAAGUACAUCACGACUCCACGCCAUAUUGAGGUACAAGUCUUCGCUGACAAGUAUGGCAAUUCGCUAGCACUAGGUGAACGAGACUGUUCAAUUCAAAGACGGCACCAAAAGAUACUCGAGGAGUCUCCAGCACCUGAGCUGGAUAAUAACAUCAGGAAAGACCUUUGGCAAAAAGCACGUGCAGCUGCAGAAGCUGUUAAGUAUGAGGGUGCAGGUACUGUUGAAUUCAUUUUUGACAACGACACUGGCAAAUUCUAUUUCAUGGAGAUGAAUACUCGAUUACAAGUCGAACACCCAGUAACUGAGAUGGUCACUGGUUUGGAUCUAGUUCAGUGGCAGAUCAUGGUUGCUGAGGGUCGCAGGCUACCUCUAACACAAGACGAGGUCGAGGAGCGCAUCAGCAAAAGAGGGCAUGCCAUCGAGGCGCGUAUCUAUGCCGAGAAUCCAGACAAAGGCUUCAUACCAGACUCUGGCAAGCUGUUACAUGUUCGUCUCCCAGUGGCUACCGAUGAUAUACGUAUAGACACCGGCUUCGUCCAAGGCGACACAGUCUCCAGCCACUACGACCCAAUGAUCGCCAAGCUCAUCGUUCGAGGCGAGGACCGUAGAGACGCGGUCAGAAAGCUUGCGGUUGCGCUCGAAUCAUACGAAGUCGCAGGUCCAGUCACCAACAUCGACUUCCUAAAACGUUGCUGCGAGUCCAACGACUUCGCAGAAGGAAGAGUCGAGACCGGAUACAUCCCCAAGCACCACGACGAGCUCUUCGCUAAACGCACACCUACUCCCGAAGUUCUCAUCCAAGCAGCGCUGAGCUCAUUCCUACAAGCCAAAUCUCAAAAACCGACAGUACCUCAACAGACCCAAGCCAACAACCCCACAUCCUUCUCCUGGUCCUCACCACAAAGCAACCUACAAUCACGCAACUUCACCUUCCAAUCAGCCGACGAAGAGACAACACCCGGAACCACACCGCAAACCCACUCCAUACAGAUCUCACAGCUAUCGCCAACACAAUUCACAGCUCAAGCAGGCAGCAACUCAUAUACCCUCACCAGCACCCUCGACCCAACAACAAACACCCUAACAACCUACUUUCCACACACCCGACACACAUCACGCAUCAUCCACGCCUCAGACAGCAGCAUCAUCCAUCUCUUUACUCCGCAGGGCUCGUAUCGUCUUACACCCACACAACCAGGCUGGUUAGCGAAAGCGCUCGGUACGACUGAGAAGGCUAAUUCUCUGCUGUCACCUAUGCCCUGCAAGAUUCUGCGGGUGGAUGUGAAGCCGGGUGAUAUUGUGAAGAAGGACCAGACGCUGUUGGUCAUUGAGAGUAUGAAAAUGGAGACUGUGAUAAGAAGUCCUGGGGAAGGGUUGGUGGUUAAGAGGGUGGUGCAUGGCCAGGGAGAGGUGGUUGGGACGGGCGUUGAAUUGGUGGAGUUUGAGGAGAUUGAAGCGAAGGAGUAA
Lithohypha guttulata is the source of this 2157-nucleotide messenger RNA. RefSeq lists its product as uncharacterized. NCBI's taxonomy places the organism in Eukaryota, Fungi, Ascomycota, Eurotiomycetes, Chaetothyriales, Trichomeriaceae. The record is from RefSeq and is a predicted model, not a curated record. Gene Ontology annotation, molecular function: methylcrotonoyl-CoA carboxylase activity; ATP binding; metal ion binding. Gene Ontology annotation, cellular component: mitochondrion. The transcript has a single exon. Bases 1 to 2157 code for a protein of 718 amino acids.